UUUUGUCAAAUUGGGAAGUCAUAAAUUCGACUUUCGUUUUCUUCUCCACUUUCUCUCUCUUCUCUCUUCCAAUAGCGCGUCGCGUCGCUCUUGCCGUUCGCUAGGGUUCUUCGAUUCGAUACUGUGUGGAGUGUGGGCCGCCGCCGCUUCCGCUGCUGCUACUGCUUGGUCGACGAGGAGCCGAAUUGUAUUGGAGCUAGCUCGCCGGGGUUGGUGUGGUUCGCUGGUUCGGCGGCUGCGCCUUUUCGAUUUAGGGUUUCGUGUUCUUGGUUUUCAGAAGGGGUGGGAGUUUUUAGGGUUCGAUUUGGCUGAGACGUGAUCCUUUGUUGAAGUUUGAACUCGAAGCUUGGCUCUCGCGGUGGAGGUUUUGUGUUGGGAGGGAAUAUAAGUAGAGCAAGAGACAGUUUCUGGUAAUUGAAUUUUGGUUCUCGUUGAUUGAAUUCGAGCUAUUGGUUCCUCUUCGCUGAAAGCUUAUAAAGGGGUUUGCUUUCUCUCCCUUUUGCGCUUUUCCGGUGAAUUUUACUGCUCGAAUUCACUUUACUGCUCAAAUUCACAUUCAAGCUUUUCAAAGGUUUUCGUUGAUUUGAAGCUUAUUGCCCUCUUCUUCUAGGUCAAUUUUCUUCAUGGAUUCGCCUGUUAUUUCUCAAAAUUGGUACUUGUGGUGUUCUGAUUCUUUUGUUUUGUUUUUCUCUUGUGUAGCGUUUCAAAUUUUAAGUGUUCAUAAUGAUUUUUAUCGGGCAGGAAACUGGUUUUGUUCCUUUUAUAUUUUCCAAUGUGUUUUUACUUGUAAGAACGAAUUUUUCGACUUUGGUCUGAUGAAAUGGAACCUUUUAAUUGAGUGAACCUGAGGAUACCCUUUAUUACACAUGACUUAUUCAUGCAGAAGGCAUUUGUCGAGUGGAUAGGAUGGGGAAAAGUGAAAAUUUCCGUGAUGCUUACUACCGCAGCAGCUCAUUUGGGGCAGCUGGUGCUUUUGAGAGAUCAGCAAGUUCUGGACAAAUUGAUAUGGAGAUUACUGCAUCUGCAAAUUCUAGUGCUCCAGUUAGGAAAUUCUUGAAUCUGAAUUCCAGUAAAAGGGAUACUUUUGGGGUCCCUACACAAGUCCUGUCUCCUGCCCAAAUGUCUCCAUUGGAAAGAAGAGAUAUUAUCCGAAGAUUGAGAUCUGAGCUUGAACUCGUUCGGGAUGUCCAGAAGAACAUUGUAGUGGAGAGAGGUGUUGGAAAUGUCUCUUCAUCUAACCAUGUUGUGAAUGGUACCAGUAGACCAAAUGGGGCUGUAGCAGGAAAUUCCAAGAAUUCCUCAAUUGUUUCUUCUGGAGCGGGGAAUAAGGGAAGUGCCAUGGGAAAGCUGAAGCCACAGCCUGUGAAAGCACAUGCAACACAAAAUCCUGGAAACUUAAUCUUGAUCAGACAGUGUGUGAAUUUGUUGCAACGUUUGAUGUCUCAUCAGUUUGCUUAUGUCUUCAAUAUUCCUGUGGAUGUUGUCAAGUUGAACAUCCCUGAUUACUUCACUAUUGUCAAGCAUCCUAUGGACUUGGGAACAAUUAAGAGCAGACUUAUGUCAGGCUUGUACUCAAGCCCAUUGGAAUUCGCCGAAGAUGUCAGGCUGACAUUCAGCAAUGCUAUGCUGUACAAUCCAAAGGGGAACGAUGUUCAUCUCAUGGCUGAGAGCCUUAAAAAGUUUUUUGAAGUGAGAUGGAAAGCCAUUGAGAGAAAGUUGCCGAAGAAGGUGCCCAAACCUCAGCCAGAAAAUUCAGCUCAUCGCAAUGAUUUCGAUGCUGCUCAAAUGCAAUCUAUUAAGAAGAGAAAACUAAGCCCAUCCAAGCAUGAAGCUAUUGUGGAACCAGUGGAGCGGUUAGUUUCCGCGGAUGAGAUAGCCAAAUUGGGCUCAGAGCUUGAGUCAUUGUUGCCUGAAAUGCCUAUGCAUAUCAUUGAUUUCUUGAGAGAGCACAGCAAUGGUGGACAAGAUGCUGGUUUAGAUGAAAUAGAGAUAGACAUUGAUAAACUCAGCGAUGACACAUUACUCGCUCUGAGGAAACUCUUAGAUAAUCAUUCCAAAGAGAAGACAGAGAAGCAAGCUAGAGUGGAGCCUUCCGAAAUUGAGCUAUUGAAUGUCUCAGGCCCAAGCAAUUCAUCCUUGCAACAGCAAAGAGGUAAUGACCUAGCAGAUGAAGAUGUUGAUAUUGGUGAGAAUGAGCCUCCUGUGUCUAGCUAUCCUCCUGUGGAGAUAGCGAGUGAUAUAGGCCGCGAGAGCAACAGAGUUAUGAGUUCAGGGAGCUCUAGGGAUUCUGGCGGUUCUUCUGAAGUUGAAUCUGAUCAUGUGAAACCUUCAAGUCGAUCACCUGUGUCUAAGGUUCCGGAUGAUAUGGUUCUUGGAGGUCAAGCUGAUGAGAAGAAAAUUGGUGAUCAUCCCCUGGAUAGAAAUCAAACCUGUUUAGCAGAAUCUGACAGUGGGUUAGAUCAGUUGGAGGAGAACUCUGAAGAAAAGCCUGGGUCAGAUUAUUCGGAUGGUCAUCAAGAUGGUAAGGAUGAGGGAGAAAGUGCCCCUAGUGGGAGUCAGGAGUUCCCUCAUAAGGAUUAUAGGGCGGCUAUGAUCAGAAACCGUUUCUCUGACAUGAUACUGAAAGCUAGAGAAGAGAAGACCCUCUUACAGGUUGACAAGGUGGAUCCAGACAAGCUGCAGAAGGAAAGGGAGAAACUAGAGUUGCAGAAAAAGAAAGGUUCCUGCGUUCGAUCUUUGAUAUUUGUUUCUGUAGUCAAUAAAGCUAUUGGUUAUACAUUGUUGGUUAAUAAUUUUUUGGAUGACAUAUGGAAUGUUGGAGUUCCAGAGAAAGCGAGGUUACAAGCUGAAGCAAAGGCUGCCGAAGAUGCACGGAAGCAAGCCGAGGCAGCUGCAGCAGCCGAGGCCAGACGGCUGUUGGAGGUUGAAAGAGAAGCAGCACGUCAGGCGCUGCUCAAGGUUGAGAGAACUGUUGAAAUCAACGAGAACUCCAAGUUCCUUGAAGACCUAGAGAUGCUUAGAAGUGCCCCUGCCGAGCAGGUACCAAGCUCUGUGGACGAAGUGAGCCCAGAUAACUCUCCGGAUGGGUUGGGUGGUUUCAAGUUUGGCGGGGACAGCAAUCCUUUGGAACAGCUUGGCUUGUUUAGGAAGGAUGACGAAGAGGAGGAAGAAGGCGAGCCUUUGAGCGUUCCACAGGAAAGUUUCAAGUUUGGUGGGGACAGCAAUCCACUGGAACAGCUUGGCUUGUUUAGGAAGGACGACGAAGUGGAGGAAGAAGGCGAGCCAUUGAGCGUUCCACAGGAAAUGAAUGAUGUGGAGCCUGAAGAGGGAGAAAUAGAUUAGGCCCUCAAUGGAUGGACUAAUUUAGUGGAUAUCUAUGCAGAAACAAAAAUGAAAAAAAAAAAAGAAAUAGAAAAGAAAACGCUGGACACUUUGCAGCUGCUUCAGCUGUGAGAGAUCUGCAACUGUGAGCCAAGUAUAGCAGUCAACUUGUCCGUGAGAGUCGAGUUUCAAUGCAGGGUGAAUCUGGCUGCUACCCCUCAGAGGUGGACGAAAGGACUCAGAUGGUUGCAGAAGAAUAGUUCUGUUCUUGCUCUCAUGGAUGUAUAUAUAAAUGCAGUUUUGCCUUGAGCUUUUGGAGAAGUAUUGUUGCUCUUUAAGUUAAAUCCACAGCCUGAAGAAGAGAUGCUUUGGAAAGGCCGGUACGACGAUGGAGGAAAGAACAUUGCUUGCAUACAUCCUCUGCUUUGGAUUGUCGAGCCGAGUCUAUUGGACUGGAGACUUGCAGUGUACUGGAGAGAAUGACUUGGUUUUGUGAUGUAAGAGUUAGGCGGAGAGUGAAUGUCUUAUGUAAAAAGUAAUUUCGUAGUGUUUGGUUCAAUAGAAUAACCUUUUUCUUUUUUGUUUGUGCGGCAACAGCAGAAGCAGCUAUACUAAUUACUGACUGAAGCAAAAGUAAACCUUGUCAACAGUAACCAGUUCUCGAUCGAACAAUAGCUGCUAUCACAAAAUCGCAAUGGAUGCUCGACGAGUCUCCCGCCACUGUUCUA
This is a messenger RNA of Linum tenue, 4049 nucleotides long. Lineage: Eukaryota; Viridiplantae; Streptophyta; Magnoliopsida; Malpighiales; Linaceae. The record is from the annotation of a GenBank genome assembly.